AGCUGCCCUGCUGGUCUGAAGUCCUACCAAGAGCUGAGAGCAGGAAAUAUUAAUAGAAGUCAUAUUCAUGGUUUUGUUGAUUUGAUUUCUUAUUUGCGUUACAAGUCAUCAAUUUAAAUUCAAUAUUAAAAGCAGUUUGAAACCAAGUAUUCCCUCCCCGAGGUAGUCAGACAUUUUAAUCAUUUCUUUUCUACCUACUUCAUCCUUAGAUCAAAAGGAAGUAAAAAAAAGAGACGAGUUUCAAAUGGCAAUAGAUAUGAUUCGGACCUUUGUUGUUGGGCUUGAUUCAAUCCAUGAAGACAAGGAUGACUUCGGAAUACUUGCUGUAGCUCAAAACGUAUCAGAGGAAAUGCGGUAUCUUGCCAACAAAAAUGAUGAACUGCAAAAAGUAAUUGAGCACCUUAUUGAAAACUUUAAUGAGGGUUGGUUUAUAUAUCAAAGAACAAUGUAUUUGCUUUCUCGUGACCAAGACUCAUGGGCAGAUUCCAAAAAAAAAUGUGAGAGGGAAGGUGCCCAGCUCCUUUCUAUGGAAACAUAUCAAGAACAGAAUUUUAUCAACGAGCAAGUACAAAAGCGUAAUAAGUUUUUUUGGUUUGGAGUCUUCAAAGACAAGGCAAAGAAAUGGAGAUGGCUGUCAGGAAUAGAGGCUAUAAUCACGUACUGGAAACCAGAUGAGCCUAAAAACGAAGACAGAAACCACUGUGCUGCAAUAGGCCUUGAUUGCGGAUCGAAUUGCUGGAUAGCAUUACACUGUGAGCAACGCUUAGGGUACAUUUGUAAGAAGGUGCCUGAUGAUGCUUGGCUCUAAGAAGACACUUUAGAAUGAAAGAAACUGGAUCGCAUGAUCACUACACAAAAACAAAAACAAGAGAUCACCCCACCCUGCUGUUUUAAUGCACAAUCCACACUCUGCCAUCUAGAUUAUAGGACUCUUUGGCAUCAGCACUCAAAAACACCUUGAAAAG
Podarcis muralis (Common wall lizard) is the source of this 965-nucleotide messenger RNA. The record is from RefSeq and is a predicted model, not a curated record. Lineage: Eukaryota; Metazoa; Chordata; Lepidosauria; Squamata; Lacertidae.